This is a messenger RNA of Engraulis encrasicolus (European anchovy), 1866 nucleotides long. Its product is annotated as rho-related GTP-binding protein RhoU-like. Bases 1 to 870 code for a protein of 289 amino acids. The record is from RefSeq and is a predicted model, not a curated record. Lineage: Eukaryota; Metazoa; Chordata; Actinopteri; Clupeiformes; Engraulidae. Gene Ontology annotation, biological process: endocytosis; establishment or maintenance of cell polarity; Cdc42 protein signal transduction. Gene Ontology annotation, molecular function: GTP binding; GTPase activity; protein kinase binding. The transcript is spliced from 5 exons.
AUGCCGUCGUCGUACCACAGUGACAAGGGGGACACGACAACGUUGACGUUAAUUGUGCCCCCGAUACCCGCGCGACGAACGUCUUCUCCUAAUUGUAAGGAAACUUACGUGCCAAACCGGAGUUCACGAUUUGCACCUGAGAAGAAAGUAACGUGCGUAAUAGUCGGGGACGCAGCAGUUGGCAAAACAAGCCUCAUCGUCAGUUACACGACCAACGGUUAUCCCUCAGAGUAUGUUCCUACCGCUUUCGACAAUUUUGCAGCCCUUGUAGUGGUGGAUGGGGAGCCAGUGAGGCUACAGCUGUGUGACAUAUCGGGCGAGAGGCUGUCCCCCAGUGGAGAGCAUAAUGAGGAGUUUGCCAAGCUGCGCUCGCUGUGCUACGGCGGUGCGGACGUCUUCCUGCUGUGCUACAGCGUGGUGCAGCCCUCCUCCCUCCGCAGCGUGGUCGCCAAGUGGGGCCCCGAGAUCCGACGCCACCGGCCCCACGCCCCCAUCCUGCUGGUGGGCACACAGGCAGACCUGCGCCAGGACGUACAGGUCCUGAUCCAGCUGGCGCAGCAGGGGCCAGAGGAACACCCGGUCUCCGCGGAGGAAGCCAGCGCCUGCGGCCAGCAGAUCAAUGCUGUGGCCGUCACCGAGUGCUCCGCGCUCACCCAGAAGAACGUGAAGGAGGUGUUCGACGCGGCCAUCGUGGCUAGCAUGGAGGAGCAGGAGGGAGGCGGUGGAGCAGGAGGAGGAGGAGGAGGAGGAGGAGGAGGAGGACAGCUGGACCAGAGGCACUACCUGAGGAGCACCCACAACAAGAUCCGCAAGCUCUCCGAGUCCUGGUGGAAGAAGUUUAGCUGCAUAUCCGAGACCAUGACACCGUGACAAAACGUGGCAAAACUUUCUCUUGUGAGAAAAACACGCUGCUGUAUUUAAUUUUAAAAAAUGUAAUAUUAAGUAAUGAUCAACAACACAACUAUGGUAGCACGAUAGUUAUAAACCACACAACACACCUUUUCCUGCAUUUUUUUGGUGCAAAAUUGCACUGUUUUCAUAUACAAAAUUCCAAAUUAUAGUGUCACACAGUGUUGUGCUGCUACUGUAUACUGUGAAUGCAGUAUUACUGUGACCCAAGAGCACUGUAUAUCCUGCAAAAAAGCUACAUUAUGCAGUAAUUUGAUAUGGACACAAAAAUGCUGCUACCAGAAACACAAGGGAUGUGCUGUGUUGUCCAGUGGGAAUGUAUCUCUGUCUUCAUUAUUGUGGGUUGGAAUUGUUGGUAGUUUGUGAAGUAGGGGGGAGAUAUGGUGAAUUCAGGUAAAUUGGGCCAUGUUUUUGCAUAUAAGCGAAUGGCCCCAAAGUGGCCCAAUUUACCUGAAUUCACCUACUUAUGUUGUUGUAAGAUACUUAUUAUAAGGUACUUGAUGAACUCACUGUGUGCCCACUGCUAUACCCCAACACAACACCUCACAUCUUUAUUACUGAAAUAUAAUAUACAAGAUUAUGCCGUUUUACAAAAACAAAUAGAGUUUUUAUACCAGUAGUGGAAUUAACUAAAGAUUGUGUGGAAAAGUUGAAUGAUAUUAUAAAUAUAGCCUUCAAGAGAUUUUAAGAAAAAGUUUGUUUAAAGUAUUUGUAUUUUUUACACUGAACUAUGUAAUGCUAUUUUUAUAUUUAUAUAGUGAGUGACCUUACAUCACAUAGACAGUGCAGCUGGUAUAGCCAGUGAAACAAUGAGCUGUUGGAGAGCAAUUUUGGUUUGUAUUCUUUUUUUAAAGUAUUUAUUAAUAUAUAUUAUUGCUAAUUUACUUUAAAUGUAUGAAUGUAUUUAUAUCAUGUACUAAUCUGUGUCUUUAUUCAUAUCAGUCGCAAUUCUUUUGU